Molecule: messenger RNA, 816 nt
Organism: Ziziphus jujuba (common jujube)
Lineage: Eukaryota; Viridiplantae; Streptophyta; Magnoliopsida; Rosales; Rhamnaceae
Product: E3 ubiquitin-protein ligase RSL1-like
Exons: 1
Coding region: 1-816 (271 amino acids)
Biological process (GO): positive regulation of proteasomal ubiquitin-dependent protein catabolic process; protein polyubiquitination; ubiquitin-dependent protein catabolic process
Cellular component (GO): ubiquitin ligase complex; cytoplasm
Molecular function (GO): ubiquitin protein ligase activity; zinc ion binding; ubiquitin conjugating enzyme binding
Source: RefSeq, a predicted model, not a curated record
AUGGAAGGAGAACGAUCGGCAAGUUCUGGUGUGGUUGAUGAAUUUUACUUCUCAGCACUCUUUGAUGAGAAUGAGUUAUUCCCAAUCUCAGACGAGAAAUAUGCAGAACAGCUUCAGAUCCAAGAGGCCCUCGUGUCCUCAGCAAUCUCUCUAAAAACUUCAACAACAAGUGGAUCAGCAGCCCCGGAUAGAUCAAAGAACGCUAAAUGCAUGGAAACUGGUCAAUCAUCAUCUUCUUCCUCUCAUGGACAAGAUUCUUCUCCUCCUGAGUUGUGUUUGAUAUGCAUGGAUGCAAAACCUGGUGGAGAAAUGUUGAGAAUUACCAGCUGUUCUCAUUCAUUUUGCAACGAUUGCGUUGCCAAAUACGUAGCAACAAAGAUUCAGGACAAUAUCUUAAAGGUAGAGUGUCCUGAUCUCAAAUGUAACGGUGUGUUGGAGCCGGAAUCUUGUAGCUCCAUUGUUCCUAAAGAAGUGUUUGAGAGGUGGGAAAAUUUGCUUUGCGAAUCUUUGAUUCUUGGUGCUGAGAAGUUUUACUGUCCCUUUAAGGAUUGCUCUGCUGUGUUGCUGGAUGAUGGUAAGGAGGCUGUGACUAUGUCUGAGUGUCCCAAUUGCCAUAGAUUGUUCUGUGCUCAGUGUAAGGUUUCAUGGCAUGGUGGAAUCGAAUGUAGGGAGUUUCAAAAACUAGGCCAGGACGAAAGAGAGAGAGAAGAUAUCUUGGUCGUGGAGCUUGCCAAGGCUAACGAAUGGAGAAGAUGUCCCUGUUGCAAAUUCUAUGUGGAAAAGAGGUCUGGUUGUAUGCACAUUACAUGCAGGUAA